UGUUAUCCGGCAAAGCCGUGGGGUAUGCUCUCGCGUCCUCUGGCAUUCGGCUGCAGGGAUGGCGGGCUGGGCUAAGGGCAAGAGCGUCCUGGCGCCUGGUUUGCUGCAGGGCCAAGUGGCCAUCGUCACCGGGGGGGCCACGGGCAUCGGAAAGGCCAUCACGAAAGAGCUCUUAGAACUGGGGAGUAAUGUGGUCAUUGCAUCCCGUAAAUUUGAGAGACUGAAAUCUGUGGCAGAUGAACUGAAGGCCAGCCUACCUCCCACAAGCCAGGCGCAAGUCAUUCCCAUACAAUGCAACAUCCGGAAAGAAGAGGAGGUGAAUAAUUUGGUCAAAUCUACCUUAGAUAUUUAUGGUAAGAUCAAUUUCUUGGUAAACAAUGGAGGAGGCCAGUUUCUUUCCCCUGCUGAACACAUCAGUUCUAAGGGAUGGAAUGCUGUGGUUGAGACCAACCUGACAGGAACCUUCUACAUGUGCAAAGCAGGCAAGUACCAUCAGUAUCCACAAGCCAACAUAUUUUUAUUUAGAGAUCUCAGAAUCCUGUUAGAGAUUCAGAAGCCCCAUGUCAUUAACAUUUAUUGCCUAGAUUUCCUCACUUACAACAUAGGAAUGCACUCUGGAGCUGCAAGAGAAGGUGUUUACAACCUCACCAAAUCUUUAGCUUUGGAAUGGGCCUGCAGUGGAGUAAGGAUCAAUUGUGUUGCCCCUGGAGUUAUUUAUUCCCCCACUGCUAUGGCGAACUAUGGUUCUUUGGGGCAAAACUUAUAUGAAAGUUAUUUUCAGAAAAUCCCCGCUAAACGAAUUGGUGUUCCUGAGGAGAUCUCCUCUCUGGUCUGCUUCCUACUGUCUCCCGCAGCUUCCUUCAUCACUGGACAGUCGGUGGAUGUGGAUGGAGGCCAGUGUCUCUAUUCUCAUUCGUUUGAGUUACCAGAUCAUGACAACUGGCCCGAGGGAGCAGGGGACGUUUCUGUUGUUAAAAAGAUGAAGGAGUCUUUUAAGCAGAAAGCUAAGAUCUGAGCUGAGGAAACAAGGCGUCCUUCAUCCCCCAGUGCCUUCUCAUCUUGAGGAUGUGCUUCCGUACAUUUUAAAAGCUUAUAGUUAGUAUGGAAAACAUCUUUCUGAUUUUUAAAUGUUACUAAUUAUAUCUAUGGAAAAACUAUUCCUGAAAUAUAUAUAUUUUUAUGUCCCAAUCAAAAUCUUUUAACCUGUGAUCUUAAAAUGUUUAAAUAACAGACAUUAACAUAUCUUAAUGAUUUUACUUUUUAUUCUAAGAAAAGUAUUUGAAAAAUGGAAUAAUUUUAAAUCAAUAAUAAUUCUAGGGAUCAUGAACUCCCAGAAGAUUUUAUUUAAUUAUAAAGAUAGAGGCCAGGUGUGGUGGUUCACACCUGUAAUCUCAGCAUUUUGGGAAACUGAGGUGGGUGGAUCACCUGAGGUCAGGAGUUGAAGACCAGCCUGGCCAACAUGGUGAAACCCCAUUUCUACUAAAAACAAAAACAAAAACAAAAAUUAGGUGAGUGUGCUGGCACAUACUUGUAGUCCCAGCUACUUGGGAGGCUGAGGCAGGAGGAUCACUUGAACCCAGGAGGCAGAGGUGGCAGUGAGCCGAGAUUGCACCACUGUACUCCAGCCUGGACGGCAGAGUGAGACUCCAUCUCAAAAACAAUCAAAACAAAAACAAAAACAAACAAACAAAAUAAUAAUGGUAGAAAAUAAAUCUUAAUUGUGGCAUAAUUAUGAUUAUUACAAUUAGAAUUAUACAGUAACUUGUUUUUGGUGGCAAAUACUUUUGGAACAAUAAAGCCUUAUGGUAAUUAUUGAUGUGUAGUUUGUUUUGUUCAUGUAGUCAAAUUUGUAUAAAUUCUCUUAAUUCAAA
Messenger RNA from Cebus imitator (Panamanian white-faced capuchin), 1871 nucleotides. It is a transcript of the gene PECR, whose product is annotated as peroxisomal trans-2-enoyl-CoA reductase. Gene Ontology annotation, cellular component: peroxisome. NCBI's taxonomy places the organism in Eukaryota, Metazoa, Chordata, Mammalia, Primates, Cebidae. Gene Ontology annotation, molecular function: trans-2-enoyl-CoA reductase (NADPH) activity. The record is from RefSeq and is a predicted model, not a curated record. Gene Ontology annotation, biological process: phytol metabolic process. The transcript is spliced from 7 exons. Bases 59 to 1015 code for a protein of 318 amino acids.